This is a messenger RNA of Musca domestica (house fly), 1103 nucleotides long. Its product is annotated as ubiquinone biosynthesis O-methyltransferase-like. Lineage: Eukaryota; Metazoa; Arthropoda; Insecta; Diptera; Muscidae. Gene Ontology annotation, molecular function: 2-methoxy-6-polyprenyl-1,4-benzoquinol methyltransferase activity. The coding region runs from base 106 to 990 and encodes 294 amino acids. The transcript is spliced from 4 exons. The record is from RefSeq and is a predicted model, not a curated record. Gene Ontology annotation, biological process: ubiquinone biosynthetic process.
AUAUAAACUAGUUCCUAAUUAUGAACUUAUUGAAUCAUUAGUUCAAUGCAGUAUUUAUUUAAAUUAUUAUAAAAUCAAAUACAUUUUCGACGAAACAAGGAAAAAAUGUCUAUUUUCCUGAGGAGGUGCCUGCCAGCCCUUGUGGCACAGUCACGGCUACAUAUUGUUCGAAACGUUCAAGCUGCGAGUACCCAAGCUAUUUCAUCACAACCCCCAUUGGGCACAAAUGCCAGCGAUGAAACACAGCGGGAAGUGCAACACCAUGCAAAAAUGGCAACAGAUUGGUGGGACAAAACUGGCCCCAUGAAAGCUUUACAUGCCCUGAACGCAUUGAGGGUUCCAUUUAUUCGCGAUGGUUUAAUAGCUCGUGGAAACAUUGCUGAGGAUUUGGUGGGCACAACAAACGUCUUGAAGGGACAAAAAAUUCUCGAAGUUGGCUGUGGAGGUGGUAUACUCACCGAACAAUUGGCCCGAUUGGGUGCUUCUAUGACGGCUCUGGACUUGAGUGAUGAAUUAAUUGAAGCGGCUCGAAAACAUUUGUCACAGGAAGCAAAUCCCAAACUAUGCGAUCUUAUUAAUUAUAGAAUCGAACCGAUAGAGUCGCAUGCCAAAGAUAAACAAAAUCAUUAUGAUGCCUUGGUUGUUUCGGAAGUCCUGGAACAUAUUGAUGAUAAAGUUGGAUUCCUGCAGGCCAGUGUUCAGUGUUUGAAGCCUGGAGGUUCAAUAUUUAUUACCACCUUAAAUAAAACCUUUACGAUGUGGUUUAGUGGCGUCGUAAUUGGGGAGUAUGUGAUAAAGGCAGCUCCCAUUGGCACACAUCAUUAUGACAAGAUGAUAUCACCAUUGGAUGUACAGCGUAUUCUUGAUACAAUGGGCUGUAGUACGGUACUGGUGAAUGGUUCGACUUAUGAUUUUUGGCGCAACAGUUGGCGUUGGAUCAACUCAACACAAAUGUGUUAUGCUUUACAAGCGGUUAAGACUGAAAUUUAAUUUCAAAUACAUGCAUAAAUCUAUUUAUAAGCUUAUGUAUAGGUGAAAAUGUUUGAAAAACAUUAAAGUCAACGGGAAUGGAAAAUUGGUUGUCGUUAAAUUUGAUUUAAAAA